AUGCCCCUCGCACCAACUCCGCUGUCUGGCUGCUCUCUGCGGCGAUUGGAGAUCCACGAUGGAUCCACUUCCACUGUUUACGAUGCUACCCAGCUGGAGAGCUGCUUGACUGCUACCCUGGAAGCACGACGGGCCAUCACCGGAGACGCAAAUGACAUGAUGCUUCAAUCGCACUUGGGGCUACAGCGUGUGCUAUCCAUCCAGCUUACCGAACUCAUCACAUCAUCCAGCAACAUACUAGAGACUAUCACGGUCGACAGGCCCUCCCACCGGAUGUGCAUUCAAAUUCAUCAAAAGCAGCAAACCAUUUUAUUUACCUUUAAGGAGACCCGAGACCUCCAUGUCGUCAUUUACGCCCUAAAGAAAUUCGGGUUCCGGGUCAAAGACGGCAUAUCUGGCCCGCCUCACACUGCCGCUACAAGUCUAGCUCGCUCUCAGUCAUAUCCAACACCUUCGCCAAACGAUUUUGCACCGCGAUUGAGCUCAAUCACUCCAUUAGAUAGACAUGGAAGCUCGCCAACACAAUCGCAAUUCUCCUUUCUUUCAAUGCUUAAUUCAGACGUCCCGCUUACACAGCUGCAGUCAACAGAUGCACAAUAUCAACCUCUUCAAUCUCCGUCAUAUGACUUAUCGCAGCAAUCAAUAUGCCAGAUGAUGCCAAAGAACACUCACGUUGUCUACCAGAAUCCUUAUCAACCGUAUCUCAGCCACCACGGCAAUGUGCAUCAGCCGCGAGUGAGCUCUCCGCUGCGAAACGCCGUCGACGUUAACAGCCAAGAUAUAUCCCCCAUGUCUUCUCUACCGAGUAGUCAAUCUAGCGUCUUUUCGAAUGUUAAAAAUACAGGUUCUUUGCUGAGUGACCGAUCUGUAUCCGAUCCGAAUUCAUCAUCGCAUCCCUGGCGGCAGCCCAUAUGCAUGGACAUGAGUGACUACGACUCAGGAUGCUCCCAAGAGACCCCGCAAGCAAGCCAAGACACUGUUGCUUCCACAGCGGAGGACUCUCAAACCACAGAUGAAGCCAAUGUCUCGUACACGUUGCAAUCUACACAAAAUUUUCGCGCAUUGAUGCCUCGGGCCCGCAAGUUGCCUUUUGCAAGGGACAGAGAAAGCACGACGCCCAGAUCAGAGUCUGCGCUGAAACGAGCACACAUGGAGCAGGGCCGAUGCCCAUGGCCCCAAAUUAUCGAAGUAGCUUGGUUCGAAGACUGCUAUUUCGCGUGGAUGAAGACCAUCGUAGGUACAGAGCGACAGGAGUGGCCCGAGGCUCGUACGGAACGGUCUUGUCUGCCUGAAACGAACUUGAAUAAUGUAUUUCAUAUCGUCCUUGGUGAAUUGGAUGAGUGCCUAGGCUGCAAUGGAGCCAUUGGGAAUAAUCGUGCCACUAUUUUAAACUUUGGGAAAGGGCCUUACGACACAUUGGCGUGGUACGGGGAAAAGUGUGCGGAUAUGCCAUGGGUCAAAAUCGAGGCGGGGGCCAAUGUCAAGACGGAGGUCGACAUCAAGACUGAGUUUGACGAUAGUAUGGAGUUUGAAAUCAAGGCAGAAGUCAAAGUGAAGAUGGGGAGUGAAACGUAA
This is a messenger RNA of Trichoderma aggressivum f. europaeum, 1575 nucleotides long. RefSeq lists its product as uncharacterized. The transcript is spliced from 3 exons. Lineage: Eukaryota; Fungi; Ascomycota; Sordariomycetes; Hypocreales; Hypocreaceae. The coding region runs from base 1 to 1575 and encodes 524 amino acids. The record is from RefSeq and is a predicted model, not a curated record.